CGUCUCUUCUCGGUGGUGAAACAUUCCACAUGUGGCCUGUCUGUCGCAACUUCCACUUUUCAUAUUUGCGUCUUUUUUUCCGCUGUCUGCCGCACCCAAAACAAUGUGAGCACCAUGCUGUGUUUGGACAGCGGCCUUCUUCAUCGUCGUCUUCGUCGUCAUUUGAGUACUGAAGAAGAGAGCCUGCCCUCUGCACAGCAAUGUCAAACCAUGAGAAAAACAAAAGGAUCCUGCUGGAAUUAGUGAAGGAGCCGCACAACAGCCGCUGCGCUGACUGCGGCGCGCCAGAUCCAGACUGGGCGUCCUACAAGCUGGGUGUGUUUGUGUGUCUGAACUGCUCUGGCGUGCAUCGCAGCCUCUCCAGCCGAGUCAAAUCCAUAAAGUUGGACUUCUGGGAGGAUGAGCUGGUCGAGUUCAUGAAAUCUAGUGGCAAUGCCAGUGCCAAAGUUACAUACGAGAGAGCUGUUCCACCAUACUACUACCGGCCACAGGAAAAUGACCAUGCUGUCCUGCGAGAGCAGUGGAUCCGGGCCAAAUAUGAAAGGACAGAGUUCAGCGGGGAAACCAAGUAUCCUCCACUUGCAUAUACCACAGGUUUCUAUGAAGGGCUGCUGUGGAAGAAAGGAAAAGAGAACACACAGUUUCUGAAGAGGAAGUUUGUGCUGUCAGAGAGAGAAUUCACAAUGACUUAUUACAACAAGGACAAUGAGUCCAAAGGCCCUAAAGCUGUGAUUCCUAUCAAGGACCUGAACGCCACUUUUCAGCCAGACAAAAUCGGUCAUCCUAAUGGGCUGCAGCUCAUUUACCAAGAUGCCAUUCAUACCAGGAACCUCUAUGUUUAUCACGAGAGUCCAGAGGAAAUAGUCACAUGGUACAACGCCAUUCGUGCAGCGCGCUACGCAUACCUGAAAACAGCAUAUCCGACAGGAAGUGAUGAAGAACUGAUACCAAAGAUAACAAGAAAUUACCUCAAAGAAGGAUACAUGGAAAAGACAGGGCCGCAGCAGACGGAGUCAUUCAAAAAGAGAUGGUUUAUUUUGGACUCUCAGAACAGGAAGUUGCUCUACUUCAAAGGUCAACUGGAUGCAGAGGAGUUAGGUGCGGUCUUCAUCGGCACAGAGAGCAAUGGUUACUCUGUGAAGGAAUACAUCCCAAAACACACACGUGGAAACAAGUGGAACUGUGGCCUUAUGGUGGACACGCCUGGGCGGCAGUUUGUUUUCAUGUGUGAGCAGGAGAGGGACAAAAAAGAAUGGUUGGAUGCCCUGAAGCAUGUCCUGUCCAGACCCAUGGCACCACAGGAUUACACUGUUGAAGCCAACAUCAAGUACAAAAACUAAACUGCUAAGAGGGCUGUCUGCAAGAUGAUGAUGAGAUGACAGCAGUUCAAGAAAAUUCACGUGGCUCCAAUGCUGACUCAACUUUGUGUUGCCAUAAUCACCUUGAACUUAUACUGACUGCUCCAUGGUGUAGCUUGACCUCCAUGUGAUCGCCUCAACACUGGACAUGGAAUCUGAUGGCAUAUUACAGACUUCAAAGUUUUUAUUUAGAAAAUUAUUCUACAUUUGGUUGUGAAUGUUUUUGUAUGUCUGGACAAAUAAAUGCCAUUUUCUAAAUA
Molecule: messenger RNA, 1618 nt
Organism: Solea solea (common sole)
Lineage: Eukaryota; Metazoa; Chordata; Actinopteri; Pleuronectiformes; Soleidae
Gene: adap2
Product: ArfGAP with dual PH domains 2
Exons: 11
Coding region: 201-1340 (379 amino acids)
Biological process (GO): positive regulation of GTPase activity
Cellular component (GO): plasma membrane; intracellular membrane-bounded organelle
Molecular function (GO): GTPase activator activity; phosphatidylinositol bisphosphate binding
Source: RefSeq, a predicted model, not a curated record